AUGGAGCUCCUUGAGACGUCGAUUAAGGCGCUCGAAAUUGCGAACCUCGCAGCGGACAAAAUUCCCAUCCCGGGGCUCAGUACCGCCGUUGGCUGCGCACUCAGUAUCGCGAAGAAAGCAAAGGAUAUUAAAGACACUCGGGAUGACUGCCGCGCUCUCGCCAAGCGUGUUGCGGACUUCGUACUUGCAGUAUACCAGCAGCUCAGAAAUGGGAGCAGCGACACGGGGCUCAAGGAGUAUGUCACGAUGUUCCUGCUGAACCUACAAGACAUUGAGAAUUUGAUGGACCGCCGCCUACGCCCCAGAACGCGAGAUCGCAUUCGCUUUGUGUUCAGCCGUGACAAGAUCGCCGAUGAGGUCAAGGUGCUGACCAUGAGGCUCGAGGACUCCUUCCGUAUGUUCAUGAUGCGGGCUGCACUCACCAUUGACGACAGCAUGAACACGCUGACGAGCGGGAAUCUCCGUCUAAUGCAGCACAUCGACGACUCAGCACGCGUCGGAGAAAUUGUUGUCAGAGACACCGGAGAGAUCCGCACUGGCCUGUCAGACCUCACGCAACGCGUGAGAGGGAGUGCCGCAUUUGAUGGAAAUUUCCGGCUCUUCGCUCACGAGAAUCUGGCCUACUUAGAGCCCAUCGGCGACUCAGCAAAGCUGCAUCAUGACAUGACCGGGCGACACGGAGAUGAACGUACCCUUGUCAAGGUGGUCGCUCGCUCGCAGACCGGCCGCGUCUUCCGCUACCGCGCCGUCGUGGAGGCCGCGGGUGACCUGACAGGAACACAGGUGGUCGUAUACGAAUAUCCUGAUCGCAAAAGUCAGCAGUUUGUGGAGGCAGUGAACCUUGCGAGGCAAUCCCGCCGCCAUCCUAAUUUGCUGGCUAUGCUAGGAUACUCGCGUCCAGGAGAUCCAGACCAGGUCGCUUACAUUGUGAUGGAAGCUCAGGCCCGAGCAUAUUUCACUGAGACUACCAUCACGAUGAGCGCGCAUGCCACUGAGCAGGUAUACCCACCACUUUGGUUCUUCAUUUUGCAAUUCGACGGCGGUGACAGUUCCGCUCACGACUGCAAUAUUCCCACCGGAUUCUGGUCGUCGGAGAAGUAUCCCACCUCCGUGCCGGCAGGUAUCAUCUUCGAUUCGACACCACAGUUUGAGCCCAUUGAGGAGGGCGUGGAGGCCCCACUGUUCACUUCGACGCAAGUGCUUGGAGACCUCGUAUUCACCACACAGACAAAGAUGGCCACCGAAUUUCUGCAGCUCGGUGAAGACGAGCUCUUUGCAUUCAGAGAGUACCAAGAGAGCCAUCAUACGACUAGUGACACCCAUGCUAGCAACUCGGAUGACUCUGGUGGAAAUAGUGUCGCAACGGACAAUAGCGAUGGAGAUGGCACCGGAAACUCUGACGCCGAAUCCCUCGCAUCGGGCUCCAGCAACGAUGAUCACGUCCUCGGGGUGAAACACAAGUCUCCGGAGUCGGACUAUGAGGACGCGACGGACGCGGGAGACGAUAGCGCGGAAGAGUAUCACAGUGCAGAAGAGGACGAAGCCACGGGACUUGCAUGUGGCGAGUAUCCGUCUUGA
This is a messenger RNA of Trametes versicolor FP-101664 SS1, 1578 nucleotides long. RefSeq lists its product as uncharacterized. The record is from RefSeq and is a predicted model, not a curated record. NCBI's taxonomy places the organism in Eukaryota, Fungi, Basidiomycota, Agaricomycetes, Polyporales, Polyporaceae. The transcript is spliced from 8 exons. Bases 1 to 1578 code for a protein of 525 amino acids. Gene Ontology annotation, biological process: cell surface receptor signaling pathway.